Molecule: messenger RNA, 740 nt
Organism: Ostrinia furnacalis (Asian corn borer)
Lineage: Eukaryota; Metazoa; Arthropoda; Insecta; Lepidoptera; Crambidae
Product: serine/arginine-rich splicing factor 4
Exons: 3
Coding region: 46-729 (227 amino acids)
Source: RefSeq, a predicted model, not a curated record
UUGAGCAUCCAUGUAUUGAGAAAGAUUUUAUAAAUAUUUUAGUUAAUGGAAAGCUAUGCAUAUCCUUACCCACCACCGUUUCCCCCUAUGCGCCCCCCAGAGGGGGAUUACCCUGAUCAUGGGGACGGCUUUGAGGAUUACUACGGCCUGGGGCCGUUAAACGAAGAAAGGGAAAGACGGAGUAGAUCCACAAAUCGCGCCCGCAAGCGCCGUAGCGACAAGCGUUCACGCUCCAGAAGCGCUAGCGCUACGAAAACACGCUCCAAGUCGCGUUCUCGUAGCCGUAGCAGGAGUCGUAGCCGCAGCCGUAGCCACACGCGCAGUCGUAGCCGGUCGGGCAGCCGUCGUAGAGACUCGAGUUAUAAGGAGCCUGGAUUUUUGGACGCGUUUCGGGUGCUGUAUUUGACGCCCAGCAAACACAAAAAGAGCACGACGAAAUACCUGGCUACGAAGAAGCGCCAGGACCGGAUUCAGGAGCUUUUGAAGAGUGACGGACUCGGGUCCAAGAGGUGGCUGUUUUAUCCUCGCCAGAACUCGACAGUGGCAAGGAGUGAACCAGGAGAGGUGGCUGGGUCGCGGGACAACUGCGACCAAAGGGUCAAAAUUGACGGAGAGUUCUUCAGGAAGUACAAAAGACGCAGCAAGGUGGACAGUGAUGCUCCUAUAGCCAAGCUGAAGAGGUGGGAGCUGAUAUUUUAUAAGAAGCUAGGUUUUAUACAAGCGGUUUGAUUUUUAGUUGA